This is a messenger RNA of Terrapene triunguis (Three-toed box turtle), 1868 nucleotides long. It is a transcript of the gene PEX11A, whose product is annotated as peroxisomal biogenesis factor 11 alpha. Bases 19 to 753 code for a protein of 244 amino acids. The record is from RefSeq and is a predicted model, not a curated record. NCBI's taxonomy places the organism in Eukaryota, Metazoa, Chordata, Testudines, Emydidae. The transcript has 2 exons. Gene Ontology annotation, cellular component: peroxisomal membrane. Gene Ontology annotation, biological process: peroxisome fission; regulation of peroxisome size.
UCCCCCUCCCAAAAAUGAAUGGUCCUUGUGUCUCCUGUCAACCAUUUUCCUCAUUUUUUCCAUUCCAGAGCCAUUCAACACACAUGCAUGUUGCUUAGCUAUUUAUUAGAGCGUAAGGCUGACAAAGAGAUGGUGAUAAUGAAGCUCAAGAAGUUGGAAUCUAGCAUGCGCUCUGGCCGUAAAUUGUUCAGACUGGGCAACAUGGUGCAUGCCAUGGUAGCAGCCAGGAGAACUACCCAGCUACCAGACCUGGUGCCCCGUCUCUGCCUGACAGCCUCCAACCUCAGCCGUGUCCUGUAUUUCAUCUGUGACACAGUCCUGUGGGUGAAGAGUGUUGGACUCAUCCCUGACAUUGACAAGCAGAAGUGGCGGAAUUGGGCUACCAAAUGCUAUUACUAUUCACUGCUGAUGAAUUUGACCAGGGAUUUGUAUGAGAUCUCCUGGCGGAUGGAACAGGAGGCUCAAAGGGAGAAGGCAAGGAAGGAGAACUCUUCUCAUUGUGAUGAACAAGAUCAGGAUCUGUUCAGUUUCCAUGCAGGUGGGUUGCAGCCUUUUCUCCUACUGUACCACACCCUGAGGAAACACCCUCCCUUGUUGCUAGACACAAUGAAGAACCUUUGCGAUCUCUCUAGUCCUUUGGACCAGCUGGGAAUCUACAAAACCAACCCAGGAGUUAUUGGGCUCUGUGGCCUCCUCUCAUCCCUGGUGGGGAUCCUCACAGUGGCAAGUCCACUUAUGAAGCUGAAGCACUGAUCUGAGAGCAUCACAUACGGUGAACUGGCAGGUUUGCUUCCCUGACAGUUUUCAUUCCCAGGAUGGUAUUUUAAAAAUGAACACAUUUGACAAUCACUCUUCAUAUGUGGUUUGUUCUCUGGAGGAGUCAGCUUUACUUCCUCCUUCUCCUUCCUGAUCUCCUCUCAGGUGAGGAGCUGCUGUGUGCUGUGACAUACUACAUGAUGGAGAAGAACGGUGAAGAGGCUGAGCAAGGACUGAGCAAAACAUCCCUGAAGAAUAUUGUGAAACAUGGAAAUCAAGACUUUACAAAUUGCUGCUAGUUAAGGACAUGUUGCUGUCUCCUGUAUUUGAAUAUAGACAUGUGGAAUAGCUGCAUAGGCAACUAAAAUUAUAUAAAAAGCCAUAAGUAGUGGUGCUGACACUGGAAAGGCAGAAUUCACCAAUGGGGGUUAAUACAAUCAUUUGUCUGUCUUGAAUACAUUCAAGCAUGUUGGUACCAGGAAGGCUUUGGGAACUGUAGUUCAAAUGGCCUGGAUUAAAACGUGAGUUCUGUGAGGGGAUGGAUGAUGCCAGGGGACCGGUAAUUGGAUAUAUGGAGCUUUUCAUCUCUAGGCAGUGGUUCAAAUCCAGCCCAGGCUGGUAGUAACUGAAGAGUGCUACUGUUUGGUGAUAUAGUGGCCACCAUUGAAUAUGUAUUGGCGGGACUAGAUCCAGUUCCUAGUGAAUAGAUGUCUAUAUCCCAGAAACCACCACCCCAUCUGCCCUCCUUGUUGACAAUACAAGGCCAAGGAUUGCUUGGGCCAUGGAAUCUGAAUUCUUCUCUAGAAGGGUCCUUCCAGGUCAUGGUUAGGUACACUGUCUUUUUCCAGUGUAUGGGGGUAGCUUACUGCAGUGCUGCUCGCGCUGGGGAUAAGCAAAGGAUUUCAGUCUCCAUGAUUGCUGAUCUGGCACCAUUCACCAGCACUAGUCUUCCGCCAAAUACACACACCAAACCCUUGCAAUCCCAGGAGGGUGAUAAUUUCUGUACUCUCUGAAGCAGCUUUUGCACUGAUAUUGCUUUAGUUUUGCUGAAAGUUUUCAAAUAUCAGAUUUAAAUCCUCCUGCUAUUGAGAGAAACCUGCCCCAAGGCACCU